Sinocyclocheilus rhinocerous is the source of this 1030-nucleotide messenger RNA. RefSeq names its product adenosine kinase-like. NCBI's taxonomy places the organism in Eukaryota, Metazoa, Chordata, Actinopteri, Cypriniformes, Cyprinidae. The coding region runs from base 1 to 555 and encodes 184 amino acids. Gene Ontology annotation, cellular component: nucleus; cytosol. Gene Ontology annotation, biological process: purine ribonucleoside salvage; purine nucleobase metabolic process. Gene Ontology annotation, molecular function: adenosine kinase activity. The record is from RefSeq and is a predicted model, not a curated record. The transcript is spliced from 5 exons.
AUGUGUAAGUGCUCCUCAGAGAGCCGUGUGACCUUGCAGUUGUCCCCGUGUGAGGAGGGGUUUUUCCUGACUGUAUCCUUGGAGUCGAUCCUGAAGGUAGCCAAACACGCUUCUGAAAACAACAAGAUCUUCUGCUUAAAUCUGUCAGCUCCAUUCAUCUGUGAGUUCUUCAAGGAGGCCCUGAUGAAGGUUAUGCCCUAUGUGGACAUCCUUUUUGGCAACGAGACGACUGAAGACAUUGAGGAGAUUGCAAAGAAGGCCCAAAGCUUACCCAAAGAGAACAAGAAAAGGCAGAGGAUUGUUGUCUUCACCCAAGGCAAAGAAGGAACUGUAAUGACCAAAGGUGACAAGGUGGAGACAUUCCCUGUCCUGGAGAUCGACCAGAGCGAGAUAGUGGACACCAACGGUGCUGGAGACGCCUUUGUUGGAGGUUUCCUGUCUCAGCUGGUACAGGAUAAGACCUUUGAGCAGUGCAUCCGCGCUGGACACUACGCUGCUAACGUCAUUAUUCGCCACGCGGGCUGCACAUUCCCAGAAAAGCCAGACUUCCAGUGAUGGACCGCUGAGAGACCGGAAGAUACGGCCGCCCGAGUGUUUUAUAGGACUAAUGCCUUUUUUUAAUUGACUUUUUAUCUUCUGUUCCUCUUUCCUCUCUUGUUCACUGCCUGCCUUCUGCUGUGCCUCUAUUUUCUCUGAUUCACAGCCUAAUGCGAUCAUAGAGACAUAUUUCACAUUAAAAACUGUUUACAAAAGAGGAAUUUCUGUUGGAAAUAUUGAAUUGUUUUUACUAAAGCCAUUUUAGAAUCAUGGUUAAGAGUGUUUGCUAACAAAAUUAUUUUAGUUGUAAUUAGCUGUAAAAACUGAAGCCGGUAUUACAAACAUACAGGAGCCAGAUGAACUUUAUUGAAAUCAAAGGCUCAUUUUAUGUCAAAGAAAUUUUGUUGGCCAGUCUUGCUGAUGUAAACCAAAUGUAUUUGUGGGAAACACUUAAAUGUGUCACAAACUGCCAAAAUAAACAAAAAAGGCUGUA